Molecule: messenger RNA, 963 nt
Organism: Lentinula edodes (shiitake mushroom)
Lineage: Eukaryota; Fungi; Basidiomycota; Agaricomycetes; Agaricales; Omphalotaceae
Exons: 5
Coding region: 1-963 (320 amino acids)
Source: RefSeq, a predicted model, not a curated record
AUGUCGCAGAAAUGGAACGAAGAUAAAACCAAAUCCCCCCCGCCAUAUAAUGGCCCUUCACCACGACCGUAUCGCGAAAGCUCUCAGCGGCGUCCAGGAGCGGCGCCGCUGCAGUCUGAGGACCCCAAGUCCACGGUAUCCGGUGCGUUUUUUGCAGGUGCUCAUAACUUCGACAUAAACGGUGGAGCAUUCCAAAACGCUUCCGGGGACAUAAAUCACACAGUCAACAAUGAUCAUUCGCAAAAGAGCGACUUCAACAACAAUUAUAGUGGCUCAACCAACUAUAAUGGAAAUGCGAUGCAUAAUGAUUAUAAGGGGUCCACUAAUUAUAGCGGAUCAGCUACACACAAUGAUCAUAAGGGAGCAACUAACAACACCACAUUCGACGAACGAAGUAGUAUCGUUCUAGUUUCAAGGUUUUACUAUUUAUCUGAUUUUUUCUCUUUCCAUAUCUUAGUCUACAACUACAGCGGACGACGAAAUUAUCCGCCAGAGCCAAUCUAUCCUCAAUCCAACCCUCGAUCAAGCUAUCCUGAGCCAGCGUAUGGACCAUAUAAUCGGGAGGGCUACUACAAUAACAACACAGGUUACAAACCUAAACGUGCGUCGAGUCAGCAUGAAUUGGACUACAGGGAUGGGUUUAAAGACGGUCGAGGAGAUCCCGAGGACACAGAUAGCUUGAAGCACCAAGAACCAGCGGAAGAGAGUGUAGAGUUCGAAGCUUCGGAAGAGUUGGAAGAGCCAGGGGUGGCGCAAUUGCGUCAGUGUGUUGAAACCUUCUUGGCUGGACCUAAAAUGAAAGCCAUGCCUGACUUGGCGGACACGCUUGUAAAAGCAGGGUGGGAUCGGGAGGCAUUGGCGCACUCUGAAUGGGGUGACAUCAAGGAUUCCUACAAGGGUUCCGGAUGGAUUGCUCCUAUGUUCGUGAAAUUGCGGAAAAUCUGUAAAGAAUGGAACGCGUGA